Messenger RNA from Diutina rugosa, 4203 nucleotides. RefSeq lists its product as uncharacterized. Gene Ontology annotation, biological process: chromatin remodeling. The transcript has a single exon. NCBI's taxonomy places the organism in Eukaryota, Fungi, Ascomycota, Pichiomycetes, Serinales, Debaryomycetaceae. Bases 1 to 4203 code for a protein of 1400 amino acids. The record is from RefSeq and is a predicted model, not a curated record. Gene Ontology annotation, molecular function: histone demethylase activity; DNA binding. Gene Ontology annotation, cellular component: nucleus.
AUGCUUGAGCCUAAUCUAUUAGUGACAGGAGAUAUACGUUCAUCAAUACCGACCUUUACAGUAGGCGAAAGUGAUUUAUGUGACCCUGUCAACUUUAUCGAGACCCACUUCCAAUCGGCAAAAGAGCAUGGCGCCUUGAAACUCCGACUUCCAUCGAGUACAUCAUCGCAACUCAAUAUCGAUUCAGUGUGGUUUCACACCUCCAAACAAGUGAUCAACCCUCCAGAUGAUGACCUUGCCCUAAGGCUUGACUUUUAUCGCCUGCUAGCUGAUUUUAUAGCAUCCAUGGGUGGCGACUACCAAGCGACUAUUUCGACGAUCCCGAAAUUUGAAAACCGCCAGCUUGAUUUAUACCGACUAUUCAAGCUGGUCCAAACUUGUGGUGGCUUUAUGGUUGUCACAGCAUCUCAUACAUGGCAUAUUGUGGCAAAGCAAUUAGGUUACCGAUUUGUCGACGAGAAUACGAUUAAUGCACUUUACAAUGCUUAUGGGACGAUCCUCCAGCGGUAUGAGUCACACGAACUGAUGCUGACAUCCGAGCCGUCCCCAAAGCGACCGAAAUUAGAGAAAUCAGCUCCAUUGGUUCUUGGAUCGGCACAACCAUUUUGCCAAUCACUCAUAACGCGACUGGCGAAGGGAUUCCUUUUGAAUGCUCAACACCACCUUGACCUUAAGCUUCCAAUCACUAUACAACAGCUGGCGCUGAUACUGCCUCAAUCGCAGAUUCAUCUGAUUAUCAGAACGAUGUUUGAGAACAAGGACGUGCAAUGUGAUGGCGUACCCUUAACACCAACUACAAGUGUUUACUCAUUAUCCCAAUUUGUGGAACGUGAUCGGUCGUUUGCCUGUUACCUUCAGCAAAAGCACCAUGAGGCCUUUACGCACACAUCAAUCAGUGCUAAAGACUUUGAGACACUUUUUUGGAAACUUCUUGAGGGCAAAGAUAACAAAGACAAGGCAUUAGAAGUAGAGCUGGGUAUCGAUUUGAGCACUCGGGUCUACGAAACUCCCUUCUACAACGUCGUCGAUGAUUUGCUAUCAAAAAAGUCUAACAUUGACAAUUCCCCGCCAAUGCGUGAGCUAUUAUCGCCCUGGGCCACUGAAAAUCUUCCUUUUUCACCGAAUCUGUUAUUGGCAACUCUUUCAGAAACUGACGUUACGAACCCGAAUUUGAUUAGACGACGUGGCCAAAUUGGAAUGACUUUCAGUCUUAAGAAUUGGCGCUGCCAGGAGAAUUUUUGCCAAUUGGUUGAUCGCCACAUCCUGGGAGCACCGAAACUUUGGUAUUUCAUUCCUGAAUCGCAAUUUGAGAAAUUUGAAGAUUUAAUUGGCAAAUGUCAGUGUCAUCAUCGUGUGCAUGUCAAUAAUAACCAAUGGAAUGGUGAAAAAUACAAGGAGAAAUUCAAUCAGCUCCAACCAGAUACUAUAUGUCAAUGUCUUCAUCUGAUGGUAGAUACUACUACUGAACCACGUUUGAUUCAACACGCCAUUGAUACUGCAAAACUACAACCGCAUUUGCAUAAUCAGGAACAUGUGAUCACUCCUACCAUGCUUAUUGAAGAGGGUAUCACUUUUACACUGGUUUUACAAUACCCCGGAGAGUACAUAGUCGUACCACCCAAAACCUACGCUUGUACCAUCUCACUAGGACUCAACGUUUCAGAGGAAGUAAAUAUUGCAACCCCUCUGUGGAUCAAUUAUGCCACAGAAGGAGAAAGAUGGAUGACGACGCAGAACCUUAUGCCAACAUUUUCCACUUUCAAAUUGCUUGCCAACAUCCUUAAUCCAACACUGGAAUUGAGGCCGUUUUCUUCGAAGGUUAUUACUAUGGCUUUGCAUCAGUUGCUGGAUUUGAUUGAUAAUGAGCUCAAGCUUCGCCACGAAGCCUUGGGAUUGAUCAAAGAGGCACCUCUUGAUGAGCAGGCCGACGAAGACUUAGCAGAUGACAAUCUCAGUUGGUGUUUCCCGCUGAAAGUUAUUGUCACGCACGAAAACGGAAAGUUUUGCACUCUGUUAUCACAGUAUCUUACACAUUACAGGCAUUGCAAAGCGGAGGUACAAUAUCAUUUUACAGAUGAUAAGUUAAGGGGCUUGCAAAAAGUGCUUGAAGGCGAUACUUUCACUUACCAUAAUUGGGUAGCUGAGUAUAGCAAAGUUUUCGACGAUUAUGAUGCGGUACCUCAUCUCAAAUCUUAUAAGUCUUUGCUUUCGGAUGGCGAAACCAUACUACUGGCACUUUACACGCGCGAGGCAGCGCUUACAGACUCGACCCCAACAUCCCCUGAUUUUGUUCAAUUUUUAAGCAUGGUUAACAACUUACGACAAUUCGUGGCUGCGGCAGAUUCGUUUAUCGACGAAUGUCAAGCUCUUCUUGCCAUUAAGCACUCGCAGAGGGUAAGAAAAGGACUGGAAGUGACGAAAGCAUCUCUAGCGGAAUUGACUCAUUUGGUGCAGAAAGUGGACGAGUUAGACUUCACUCUGACUGAAACUGAGCAGAUUUUGGAUCUUCAAAGAGAAGUGCUCAAUUUUGAUAAAGCUCUGAGAGCUCUUCUAGCUAAACUGCGAUCAACAGAGGUUGAAUUUAAUGACCUCAUCAACCUUGGAGAACUGUUUGGUAUCGAAAUCCCUGCAUUAAAUUUCAUAACUCGCAUAAGAGACCGCAUGAAAUGGCACAAAACAUACAGUGUUUUGGAAAAAGGAGGUGACCCUUAUGCUGAUUCGAAAGAUGUGUUUACGUUAGUUGAUCUUGAGGAGUUUUACAAUGAUGGAUUACGGAUUUUACCACGUCAGGACCAGCAAAUGAUUAAUCGUGUAUCGCAAAUGAUUGCUGAGCUGAAAGCUUACGACGAGGAAGUCAGAAGAAUGCUUGAUGUACAAUUCAUUGAUGAUAUUUCUCCGUCAACUCUUGAUGGUUUAGCCGACCGCUUCCGAUCGGAACGGUUGUUCCUUCAAAGAGAUUCUUAUGACCAACUACUGAGAGUCCACGACUGUCGAAAAUUGAUCAGUAAAGCGCAGAUUCUUUGUGAUGGCUCUAAAACUUUAUUAUUGAGUGAACUUAAGCCACUCUUGUCGGCGAUCAAAGAAACGGAUCUCCCAUUCCGAGCCGCGAGUUUUUCUGGUCCCGCAUCUCAAACCGAAGCGAUAGUGCAAUACUUGGCAACGUCGCUCAGGUCUACGCAAGUGAUAACAACCAUGGACAAGAGUUUGAAGGACAUUAAUGCCAAAGGAGCACACAACGCUCUGCUUGUUCAAAAAUUGUAUCAGUUGUUGUAUAAAGCUGAUUUUAGUUUCUCGAGAUCGGAUGAUUACUUCAAAAGUUCUCUGUAUCAAGAGAUUUCGAGUGAAGAAGUGACUGUUCAGCAACCGAUUUAUUGUACAUGUCGCGAGUUGGAGUUUGGAACAAUGGUUGAAUGCGAGAAGUGUUGCGAGUGGUACCAUGUUCUGUGUGUAAAACUCAGUCGCAGCUCAAAGAAAGCUGUGAAUGACUCAUUUGUAUGCGGCCCUUGUCAACUUUUGGCGACAGGUGAAUUUGAUCAGUAUUUGAAAAAUCAAAUGACAACUGCGGAGUUUUUGGAGCAUGCCAUGAAAAUCGGAAAUUUAGAGGUGAUCCCCCAACCCGAAGUGGAGGCUGUGAAGGAAUUAGUGGAAAAGAUCAAGACAUAUCAUCGUCAACUUGAUUUAGAUUUGUCUGACUUUUUGAAGAGCGACAGACCGAAUCUGUUAAAAUUGGACUAUGUGAGAUUUUUGGUUCGUAAGAUCUACGGCGCUGGAUUGUUGUGGCGAGAGAAUUUGGACGUUUGCUUAAAAGCUUUUGCUGAGUUGAAACCUUUAUGCUCAGAUGUUUUCAAAAAGAAGGUUAUUGCAACUGAGUACACCGGUAAUGUGGACCCCAUUAACGACAUUCACGUGAAAGAUAAAGUGUUAUCUGCGUCGAGCCUUGAGGUUGCUCCAGAAUUGCAUGUUACACAGGUGGACACGGUCAACGAGCUCGAGGUCGCAAACGCUGGAUCAAUGGAUUGCGUCGCUACUAAUGGUCCUUUACUUGAACUGGAUUCAUGUAUGCCACUGUCUCAUGAAAGCGCAGAGGUCACUACUGCCCAGACCAUUGAGUUAAAGAACCCAGUUUCUAUACCCCCAUUGUCAUCUACCACUCAACAAGAUAAGGAUGCUGUCGUUCCAUCAACCAUACUGACGGACAUUUGA